GAAAAUGAGUGAGGUGUACAGAAUUUCUGCCAGUGAUAAGAUCCAGUUUCUGGAGAAGAAAUUAGCUUCCCAAUUAUCAGAACUGAAGACUGAGAUAGAAGAGAAUGGGGUACUGCGUGGCACCCCUAGCCGAGCCUACAGCUCUGUCCCUAUACCAAAGGACAUCAUGUUCUUCAGAAAUGAGAGAGAGUUGAUUCUGAAAAGAGGACUACAGGUGGCAGCAGGAAAACCAAUUGUUAUUCAGGCUGAUGUCAUGCAGAGAGAGCUGGAAAGCUGUCUGAGAAGAGAGUACACUGAGGACAAUCUGCCUCUCCUUCUGCAUCAGUUUUUCUCCGACAGAAUUCAGCAGUUAAUCCGAAGUAAAUACUUGCACAUGCUAAGGUGGAAGAGGUUUUGUCGCCACACUGGUGUCAUGGAACAGUGCUAUCCACAGUAUCAGGAACAAGUUGGAUACAUCAUGAAGGAAUACAGUGACACUGUACAGAGAGCACAAAGGCUGUCAAUCGCCAGAGAACACGUACUGACCGGACAAAAGAAUUCUAUUCAUUUAGUAACUCUUGAAGACCUUGUGAUUUAUUUGCAGUGGUUAAUAUGCCAUUUGCACUCAGUGAAGCCUAUAUACAACUAUAUCAGAAGCUUACAGUACCUGCCAACAUCUGAGCUCGCUGAGGAAGUCCAUAAGUCAUAUUUAAAUGAUAAUGAAUGUCACCACCUCGGUGGGUUUGGAUCUGUCUCUUUAAGUGCUCAGGACCGCACAGAAAAGGCUGUACAUAAAUGGGAAGACGAUGACCUACCGCAGCACCAGACAGAAACUGAACGGAUAAAGCCACAUCUCCAACAUUUACUGUCUGCUUUUAGAAUAGAGUAUGAUACGAAUAAGCUUAAGAGCACAGCUAACGAGAUGGAGCUGCUUUCUCUGGUUGUUGCUAAAUUCCGAAGUACAUUUAGCAAGCAACAGACCAUGAGAACUUUCCCAAUGUAUGAUUCUGGAAUGGAAACAACAGAUGGAUGGGGCUUCAGAGGUCCAUGUAAGGCUUUUAAGAAGACUGCGAACUGGCUUCAGUUUGUAAAGAUUAAACCCAAACGAGAUCCAUGGCAGCAAAAAAUUUUAACAAAAUUAAAACAGCACAAGAAAGUGGAUGAGCUGCUCUGUCUUCAGUCACAGUUCAUAGAGGUUACAAGUGCAGAGAAAGCUAUGGAGGUGCUGCAGGAGCAUGCUGCACAGGUAAUACAGCCUUCCCCAGUGCGUCCAGUUUCAGCCAGAAAUAGCCAUGAAAUAUGGGUGAAGAUAUACAGCCCACUGGACCUGUCACAGGACCUAAAUACGAAUGAUGGAUUAUCACUACAGCACACCAGUGAAAAGAGCGUAGACAUGGCAAGUCUCAAUAAGUACCCGAUGUCUUCCACACAAAAGAAAGAAACUGGGUACAAUUACCAGAACACUCUGCAACUACUGGGAUUAGAUGAGGCAGAAGAUAACGGCAAAGAUCCUGUAAUGAUGAAAGGAGCUUAUUUAUCUCUUCUCUACUUGCGUCAUCUUAGGCUGAGAGAUCUUCAGCGUGUCUGCCUUGGAUUCCUAAACUAUUUCCGAUCCCUAGAGAGAACUCUGACGAUUGACACCUGCUGUCUCCAUAGUAAUUCUGGUCACCUGGUGCGCAGCACAGGUGAAGAGACUUGCUGGCUAAAUGCUGCUCAAGGAGGGUCUGGUAUGUCAGGAGGACUUGGAUCUCAUCAGUAUAUGCACCAAACUCCAGCUGACUUUAAGCUACACAGUGCACAGUUCAUGGAGUUUUCAGAGGUGGAAAAUCAUGAUGACUACUACACAGUUGAAGAUGGGAUUGUCCACACUCAGGAUCAGAAAGGAGCAUUUAUUAUGUACGAUGCAGCACUUGAAGAUCUACAUGAGUUGCAAGAACAAUUACUGCUUCUAACAACCCUCUUUAUAGAGAGGGAAAAAAGUUUUAAGUCAACUAAAAAAGAAGCGAGUGCUGUGGACCUAUCAGAGUGGGCACACGUUAACGUGGAUCGCUUUGCUCUGCUGCUUGACCUGUGGACUUGGGAAUGUUCCCUAUUAGAAAAUAAACAACAGCUUGUAGAUAGUUACUAUGAAGAUUAUCAGCAUGUCCUUGAUCCAGAAGAAAGAUUUACCUUGGCACAAGUGAUUACUGACAUCAUGUAUAGGCGCCCACGGUUUGACAUUGGCUCCAAAUACUUCCUGGAAGCUUAUAGGGAUGAGUGCCAGUGUCUGAGGAUUCACUUACAGCUUGUUAGAAACGUAUUGAGUAGCCAAAUAGAGUAUCAGAGGGAGUUUGUCCAGAGGGUUUGGCGAGAUGGUCGGAAAGGAGGUGUUUAUGAAUUUGGUCUUCCUCUGAAUACUGCUACUAAGCAACUUGUCUCACUAAACACCAGUUGCCCUGCUUUAAAGAAUAUUUACCUUUUGGAGUUUCACCCUUCUUUGGGGUUAUCAUAUCUAAUUUCUUAUACGCUAGACCACAUUUGUCAAGAGUUUCAGCAAAUGUGUAACACACAAUCACCCAGACAGUCCUACAGUGUGGAGAAGAAGGUCUUAGAGCUUGCACUUACUGAAUGGUCAUCUCCAAAAGAUCUCAAGUCAUCCUUUACAGCAAAUGUCCACAAAGAUUUAUUUGAGGAAGUGUUGAUGGAAGAUCCAGUCAUGGUUAGAGAUAUCUGCCUGUCAGUGUUAAAUUCGGCUGAUGAAGAUAAAAAGCAUGGCAGAGCACGACAAGUCUUUAUGCUGGACACUUUUAGCAAGAUGUUAGAGCUCAUUACUCUCCGUUCUAGAAUUAUAGACGCUUCAUUCGAAACAGUAGUGCUCUCUAGGACGUAUCUAUGUUUUGCUGAAGAGAUGGGAUUCAAUGAGUUUCACCUGUACAUACGGCCUGUACAGUUUGAGUUUGCAUCUCACAAGGGACAAGCGGACAACAUGCCCCCUAUGUUCAUCACUUCCCUCCUUGAGGAUGACAGCUGUGUGGACAGGUAUUCACCAUCAGCACAGCUUCUUGCUAUCCAUGAGGUAGAUGAUAAUCAGAUUGGAAAGUUUAGUUUCUCGACAAGAGAUGGUGUAGUACAGCUGCUGAAUAAUUGUGGUGUGGAGAAUAUGCAGGUGGUGCUCGCCUGCCAAGUAAGCCAGAAAAAUGCCCUGUUAGCUGCCACCCAGCUGGCUUCAUUUUGCUACAUGUCAUCCUGGAGCUCUCUGCAAAGCAUGGAUAUAAAGGAUGCGAUCGUACCAACACAAAGACAGUUCAGUUCUGCAAGUGAAAGAAGUUCUUCUUCAUGGACAGUAGUGGAAAGGAAGCAAUCAGUAACACCAGUACCUCGCUCAAAUGAAUUUCAGACACAGGCAAACUGGGAAAAGAAAAGAUUCCCAGAAGCAUUUGUGUCAAUCCAGUUACAGAAAGUGGGUCUUCGCGAUGCAAUGCAUAAUACAUUUCUUCAAAAGAAACAAGUUAUGGGGACUACAAUGAGGAACCCUGAGGAAGUGGAAAAAGUAAAACGAGAACUUGUAAGAGAUUACUGUCACAGCUUGAGCAGAAGGAUUGCUACCCACUCUCUUCGAGGACAGAUCAUUGCUUAUUGCAAUAGCUUGAAGCAGCUGCUGGAAGACUUCCCAAACAUUCGGAAAACAUAUUUCAUCAUAGGACAGCCUCAGGAGAGAAAGUCAGGAGUUAAAGAAGCACUUCAGGCUGAUCCCAGAACUUUUCAGGAACGGCCACACAGUUUGCUGACAGAGGAUGGACAAGUUUUUGUUAACCUGUGGUAUAUUCCUUAUCCAUCUGAAGUCCUUGCCAUGUUUAAAAUGCUUCCAGAUAAGGCUGCCUACCGUGCAUUGUUACAGACAUUGCGGAUUGUAGCUGCCUUGCAUGACAUUGUCUCUUACAUACUCAGCUUUGCUCAGCUGGGAAAUUCAUGCAGUGGUUACAGCAGCAUGCUAAACAGGGAGUUGACGGCUGACUGGGGUGGCACAGAAGGAAUAGGAGCAGAGCUGCGGGACAUACAGAAGAUAAUAGAUGGCCUCCACAAUCCUCAUGACCCUAAGGAAGUAGCAUUAUUGCUACAGUUCCAACGUGACGUCACGAUCCUACAGUUUGAUGCAGCUGUACGCCAUUUGAUCCGGGAAGCAUUACUGUCCUCUGGGAAUGUUUCUGCGUUCAGAACCACAACAGAAAAUAUGUAUCAUGGACUAACAGCGCUGAGUGACUCAGUGGUCAGGAGUGCAUUUUCCUCUCAGAUGCCUGUGCCGCAACCUCAUGAUCCACGUAGUCACAGAACAUUCAUGCUUUAUCCAUGGAGGACAUUUCUGGCUGACGGGGGGCAUUUCCCACUGGCAAUUCAUGGGCUGCACACCAUUGGUUACCAUAUGCAGCUGUGUUUGUGUGACAUGACUGAUCAAGAACGCAGUGUCGCUCAAGGAGAGCUUGUUGGGGUGCAUCUUUUAAUGGAGGACAUCCUUCAAGGCAAUUAUAAGUCGUUUUCAUUCACUAUUGAGGGAAACCUUGAAACCAAACAGACGCCAUCAGAGUUAUCUCCUGUAAGUGAAGGACAGCCUUUGAGAAGGUCAUCAAAGCUGGAGCAAGCACCUAAAGAUCCAAUAUCAGAAUACAUACUGUUGAGAUCCUUCCUAAUCUUAUGGAAGCAGCUGGAAGUGUUUAAAGAGAAAUGGGGAAAACUGAAACUUCAAGUGGAGGAGAUUAACACUGUUUGUCUCUAUAGACAGUUUUGUGAACUAUAUAGAGAUGAGAUCUUUUAUCCUACCAUGAAAGCCUUUGCCCGUAAAAUGGGCAAAGAGGAGGAGUUUGAAGGGCUGACUCUUAGGUCUCAGGUUGUGCUUCCUCCAAAAGGAGCAUCUGAAAUUGAAAUUAGAAUUCGACAGCUUCAGAAAAUAAUGGAAAGCUUUGAGAGUGAUAUGAUUCACGAUGUACAGAAGAAAGUAGCCAAGGAGAUGACUCUGGUGAUAUCGGAGAGAGCGAGAGAAGGGAGAGGGGUUCCAACUGAGCUCUGGAAGAAACCAGCCAUGAAGGAGAGCUUCUCGCCUGUUAGGCCACAAAUUGCUGAGAGAUUUGUUCAGCGACUAAUGAGUGAGCAUCAGGACAGAGCUGCUGAGGUGACUUUCAGUAAGGAACAUUUGGAACACUGUCUAACAUCGCUGGCUUGUGACAUUAUGGCUAGAGAACAGAGUAACUUUGAGUCAUACUCCACAUUUUAUGAGAAUCUUCUUCAGCAGGAGCAUCAGUUGCUGUACCAGAAAGAGCAGGAGUUGCUUGCUAUUAUAGGAGAGCAGAGGAAAACUGAAAAUGGCUUCAAACAGACUGCUGACAUGAGUCAUGACCUCAUUAUUGAAAUAACUGCACUGAGAGCCAAGCUCCAAGAUGUAGAAGAGGAAACCAUUGCUGCUACAGAAGUAGUCAAGAAGCAGGUGCAGGAUGAAUAUGAAGCCUUAGUGAGGACUCUCUUUGCUACAUGCAUAUCACUAAAGUGUAAAACAGACGAAUACCGACUCAAUAUGAACAAACACGUGACAGAGCUCAUCAGUGAAGUUCGGAAAGAAGGCAUGGAUGACAUGGUCCUUCUGAAGAAAAAACAUAGCACCCUAAAAAAUGACGGUGCUCUGAAAAACACAAUGUCUGUGCAAGACAAACUGCAGUCUCUACGAGAGGAGAAUGGGCAGCUACAGACAUUAGUCUGCAAACUGAAGGCUUUGUAUAAGUGGAAAAUUACAGCCAAGGAAGGACUGUUGCGGGGGAAGCUGAGAACUGCAGAAAAGGAUGCUGCUCAGAACAAAAAGGAAGGCGUGAAGCUUCAGAUGACAGUAGAGCAACAGGUGGUCUUAUUACGCCAGCAACUCAUGGUUGCAACAGCGGCUCUAACCAGAACACAGGCUGAGGUCAGCAAAGUAAGAGAGCAACUGAAUAGACAGAAACAGCUACUCCAUGAUGCUGAGCACAGACACUCUCAGGAAUCUAGAAGCCGGCAGCAGCUCGAUAGCAUUAAAUCUGCCAACAUGGACAGGCUGCAGGAGGACAUACAGGAAAAGGACCAGCGAGUGCGCUUACUUGCAGAGGAAGCAGAGAGAUCCUCCAAAAUGAGUCAGCUGCAACAUUAUAAAGUUAAGAAAGAAGUAAAGCAGGUGAAAUCUCAGCUCAUGCAGGAACGCUACUUAAAAUUAGAUGCUUUUCAGCGUGUGGAUGAACUCCAGACCCAGGUGUAUGAUUUGGAAAUGGCCCCCUCUUUGCGAAACUCACCAGGAGGCCUAAGGAAGACAUCAGCCUCAUUCCCGUCCCACGGAGCUAGGAGUCUUUCAGCAGUCUCAUCCAUGACUGAAGAUCCUCUACAUUUUAACCAAGCAGUAUGGGAAACCCUACAUGAUUUUCAACCACCUGAAGCCAAAGCAAUUACCCGGGGACAGAUGAAACUUCAAAGGCCCAAAACUGUCCCGAGCAGAUGCAGAGCACCUGAAUUCACUGACCGCACCUCCCAAGCCAUCCUCACCCAGCUGCAUGAGCUAAGACAUAGUGCCAAGUGAAAUGGAUGCUCUCUAUAGGACACUGCAUAAAAAAUAUAAAUUGAACCUAUUGUCAUAAAUGUAGGAGCUCAAUGCUAUUUUGAUAACAGUGCACCUGUUCUGAAUAAAUAUCGUUUUUUGGC
This is a messenger RNA of Pseudophryne corroboree (corroboree frog), 6663 nucleotides long. RefSeq lists its product as uncharacterized. Bases 5 to 6541 code for a protein of 2178 amino acids. The record is from RefSeq and is a predicted model, not a curated record. The transcript is spliced from 47 exons. NCBI's taxonomy places the organism in Eukaryota, Metazoa, Chordata, Amphibia, Anura, Myobatrachidae.